AUGGUGCUUAAAUACCUUCAACGAAGACGUCAAAAGGGAGGCCAAUUCUUGGCGUUUGACAAAGGCGUGGAUCCCUCCACAAAAAAAGUGCAAUGGACCAAGGCCGAUCCCAUGGACAUUGUCCAACAACAGAUGGAAAAGGAACGUGAUGCCACGGAUACCACAGCUCAAAUCGAAUCCUUUGCCUUUACAUUUGAAGACGCAGUGGAGUCUAGUGCGGGUAGUUGUGUAGAUCCACCAGAACCAACCCUCAAGCAAUCGUCCGAACGAAGACCGACAUGGCUCAAACGCCCCAUGUUUAGCGACAUUUGCAGCAACCACGCUCUAGUCAACGCCGAGAGACAAUGGGCCGACGCAAGUUUGCACACACUGAAACGAAGUCAUGAACUCGAUGAACUGGCGCGAUGGCACGCCGAGUCAAUGGCCAAAGAUGCCUGCACAUACCACGCAGAUCCCAAUGUGCUGUGCUCCAAGCUUGCCCAUCUUCCACAGGUUCGCCUGGGAGAAAAUGUUGCCAAGGGCAAGUCCGUGCGUGUCCUCCACAGCACAAUGAAGAAACAUGCUGCCAACUAUGCCAACAUGAUGGAUUCCCGUUUUACAGAACUAGGAAUGGCAACGGCUCGGUGUGCCAAUGGAGAUUGGUACCUCUGUCAAAUCUUCCGAGGGUAA
Seminavis robusta is the source of this 669-nucleotide messenger RNA. The record is from the annotation of a GenBank genome assembly. NCBI's taxonomy places the organism in Eukaryota, Bacillariophyta, Bacillariophyceae, Naviculales, Naviculaceae.